UAGUGGUGCGGUUCAGGUUGUGAGUGUGUACAGAAUGGCUACUGGUGUGAGUUUAUGGAACAUGUUUCGAGAAAAAUAAUAUAUUUUCAUUAACUUGUUUGUAAACCAAUUAAUAAAUAAGUAAUUAUGGAUAUAGGCGUAUUAAAUAACCAAACUUCAGUGACAUCAGAGCUGUAUUUCCUGAUCGCAAAAUUUUUGGCUGCUGGUCCGUGUCAGGAAACUGCAAAUAUGUUAAGGCGAGAACUGGAAAAUUCAAAGGCUUUACCCAAAAGAUUAGAUUGGCAAGGAAAUGAGCAUGAACAAACGUUUGAGGAAUUGGAGCGAAAGUAUCCGCACAUUGGUCCCACAUACCUGCUGGACAUCUGCCACCGAAUUGGCCCAAUCCUGGACAAGGAGAUAAAGCCAAGUGUGCCUGGGGUGACCUCUUUGCUGGGUGCUGGUCGGCAGUCCCUGCUCCGCUCUGCCGAUGGUCUCCAGCAGCAGAGCAUUCACAUAGUCCAGUAUGGUACACGGCAGCAUGGCUGCCCAGUUAUCGACCCUGUCGGUUUUACCAAGCAGCACAAUCUCGUGCGAGUGUUGCAGGGGCGUGAGAUCGCUGGACCAUUGCAGCGAAGGCAAGCUGUUCCCACUCGCCUCUACAGCAAGCAGCAGUUGUUCAGCCGUACACUAGGACAUCUGUCAGCUGUCUACUGCCUGCUGUUUGAUCGCAGUGGCCGCUAUGUGAUCACAGUUGCACUGGAAAUCAUGGUCAAGUGGGUGGCACCCCUGCUUUAUAUUCAAGGAAUCCUGGCCCAUGAUUGCAGUAGAAUGGAAGGCACAGCAGUUCCCCCAAAUUUUGGCGCACCUUAUGGUGGCCAGGGAGCUGAUGACCUGCUGGUCAAGAUAUGGAGUGCAAUAGAUGGGCGUCUGCUGGUAACGCUGCGUGGUGCAUCGGCAGAAAUUACAGAUAUCGCUGUGAACACAGAGAACUCAUUGCUGGCUGCCGGCAGCAUAGACAAGAUUCUCCGUGUGUGGUGUCUUCAGACAACAGCCCCUGUGGCAGUGCUUACGGGCCACACGGGCAUGAUCACUUCUGUUCAUUUCUGUCCACUGGUUCGAGGGAAUGUUCGCUACCUGGUGUCCACCAGUUCAGAUGGUUCAGUUUCUUUCUGGAGCUACAGUCGCCUCUGUCCUGGGAAAUAUACAUUCCUCCCAAAGCCCAUUCAGUACAAUGAGAGGAUGCGACCAGGACAGGCUCAGAUGAUCUGUGCAUCGUUCAGCCCUGGAGGAAUGUUCUUGGCAGCAGGUAGUGCAGAUCAUCACGUCAGGGUGUAUCUCAUGGUCGGCGAAGAGGGGCCCCACCGCAUCCUGGAAAAUGAGGCUCACUCUGACCGAGUGGACAGCAUUCAAUGGGCUAAUCAUGGGCUUCGCUUUAUCUCAGGCAGCAAGGAUGGGACUGCCCACAUCUGGCACUUUGAACGCCAGCGCUGGAGUUCACUCCAGCUGGUCAUGAGCUCCAAGAUGCCUGGAACACCAGAGCUGGAGGAUGACAGCAAGCAGAAGCUCAAGGUGUCGAUGGUGUCAUGGGACUCUAGUGACAAGUGGGUCAUAACUGCAGUCAGUGACCACACACUCAAGGUCUGGAACUCAGAAACCGGUGUGCUGGUUCAGGUUUUACGAGGUCAUAAGGAUGAAGUGUUUGUCUUGGAAGCGCACCCGUUUGACAAGCAUGUCCUGCUGAGUGCUGGUCAUGAUGGGCAGAUCUUCAUUUGGGACAUCCUUGCAGGUAGCCCUGUUGCAUCAUUCCAGAACCUGAUUGAGGGGCAGGGGCACGGAGCUGUGUUUGAUGCCAAGUGGUCACCAGAUGGAACCAUGCUCGCUGCCACAGACUCGCAUGGACAUAUUCUGCUGUUUGGGUUUGGUGCUCCAACUGAUAGACUUCGCCAGCUGCCAAGUGAGUUGUUCUUCCACACGGACUACCGACCACUUAUUCGGGACUCAAACCACCACGUUCUUGAUGAGCAGACACAGACUGCCCCCCACCUGAUGCCCCCACCAUUCCUGGUGGACAUUGAUGGCAAUCCCUACCCACCGUACCUGCAGCGCCUGGUGCCUGGACGUGAGACUUGCCGGGGUGAGCAGUUGGUGCCCAACAUUGCUGUUGGGGCAGGAGGUCAGCAGGAAGUGAUCGAGGGCUUGCCAGCUCCAGAGCCUCGCUCUAACAUUGACCAGAUGAUAGAGGCCCUGGCAAACCGACAAUAUGGGAAUGACCAGUCCCCACCAGCAGCCAGCCAACAGCCUGCACCAUCCCUUCUGCGACAUAUCGCAUCCCCACGAUCAGGUCAUCGUGUGGGGAUGCGUCGCAGUGGGGACGUGGAAGGUGUGCGCCAGUCAAGUGGGAACUGGCAGCGAGAUGGUAACAUCAGCUGGUGCAAACGCACUCUAGUGCGCAACCUGGAUGCAGCCAUGCUGCGUAACAUGAGACAGAGACUGAUGGCACUUGGAUCACUGGAGUUGGAAACUUACCGUAGGGAACAGCGGCGGCGUCCUGUUGCUGAGGUUCAGCCAGUCCUUCCAGAGCCGGUCGGAUGUAAUCAGGGUGUGAGCACCAGGAGGCAGCAUCGCAGUGGUGGCCAGCGCACACAACACUCAUAUAGGACUCGAGCUGCACGUGGUGAGCAGCAUUUGGCCAGCGAAUUUGAGAACCCUGAGAACUUGGACCUGAGUCCCAGUUGUACAUCAUCCAGUGAAGGGGAUGGAGACGACUCCACGGCUCAUUCAGAGGACCUGGCCGGCUCAAGCGACUCGAGCACAAGUGACUCAGAGAGCUCAGAGUAUUCAGAUUGGAUUGCAGAUGCAGGUGUGAAUCUGGAGCCCCCAAAACGCAGCAAGAGAAGACCAGUGCCCAAACAGCUGCCACAGGGGGACACUGGGCGGCGGCCUGCUCGCACAAAACAGAGCAAGAAGGUGGGACGACCUGCUCCGAACGUGACAAAUCUGUCUGAGGUGCCAGAGGCAUUCCGUCCCACUGAGUGGUUGUCAGAGGUAAUUCCACGCAAGGCUCCCUACUAUCCUCAGAUGGGAGAUGAGGUCAUGUACUUUCGUCAGGGUCAUCAGAUGUACUUGAAUGCUGUUCGUGCAAAGAAUGUAUAUGAGGUUGGACCUAGGAGUGAACCCUGGGCACGGCAGACCAUUAGGGCUCAUGAACUUGUGAAGGUGAUUGGCAUCAAGUAUGAGAUCCGACCACCACGACUCUGCUGCCUGAAGCUUGCACUGAUGAAUGAAGAUGGGCGGCUUACAGGAGAGAAUUUCACGAUCAAGUACCACGACAUGGCCGACGUGCUGGACUUCCUAGUGCUGAGGCAGACAUACGAAACGGCUCUGGCACGUCACUGGAAGCCCGGCAAUUGCUUCCGCUGCAUGAUCGAUGACUGCUGGUGGACAGGACAGAUAGAGUCACAGAGCACCUUGGAUCCUGUGGAGUUUCCUGGUUCACUGUUCAUGUGCUACCGUGUCCGCUGGGAUAAUGGGGAGUAUGAGCGGAUGAGUCCAUGGGACCUGGAACCUGUGGACGAGCAUCGACUGCCACGUGAGGUUGGAGGGGCUGUCCCUGUCCUUCCUGAAGAGCUGCAGGCCACACUGUACCGACCGACAUCGCAAGAAUGGCCACAGGGGGGCCGUGAUGCCACUUGCACACGUAUACUUCGGGGUCUGGACCAAGUCAUGAGUCUGGCCAUUGCAGAACCGUUCAUAGCACCAGUUGACUUGAAUCGCUACCCCAGUUAUGCCCUCAUUGUGGAGUAUCCUAUUGAUCUGUCCACCAUCAAGGCUCGAUUUGAGAAUCACUUUUAUCGCCGUGUGACAUCGGCUCAGUUUGAUGUGCGGUACGUUGCUACCAACGCAGAGAAGUUCAAUGAGCCAGGCAGCCAGAUAGUAAAGAAAGCCCGCAUUGUCACGGAGCUCUGCCUGCGAGUCAUGAAGGACCGGAAUGAUCUGGACGUGUCAGCAGUGUACCACCAGCUGUUGGAUACCUACAAGUCAUCAGAUACCGAAUCCGAUGUGGAUGUGGAAGCAAAGCCUGGGCCAAGCAGCGGUCGGAAUGCUGCCAGUUUGAGCACCAACAUGCCCAAACAUCGGGAGCAGCAGAAGCGCAGAAUGAGCCGACGCACGGCUGCGGCUGCGGCCGCCAUUCCCACUGACUGGCGCCGUGAAUGUAGGGAUCUCCUGGAAAUGCUCUGGAGCUGUGAGGACUCAACACCAUUCAGAAUGCCUGUCGAUCAGCUGGAGCAUCCGGACUACUACCAGGUGAUUGACACACCCAUGGAUCUGCGCACUGUGAAGGAGGACCUACUGGGGGGCAACUACGAGUCACCCCUUGAGUUUUGCAAGGACAUGCGGCUCAUCUUUAUCAACUCUAAGAACUACAAUACAAAUAAGCGGUCACGGAUAUACUCGAUGACAGUCAGGUUGUCGGCCAUGUUUGAGGAGCAUAUGAAGACUGUCAUCUACAAUUGGAAGUGUGCACAACGGCGAGAGGUGCUUGGCAAACUCUGCACUGCACGCAUGAGGAGAAAGUCUGCCAGACCAACAUCCUCAGCGACACGAGAUGCUUCCAGUAGUCAGCCUGCAGUGGGCAGAAGUCGACCAGGGCCCUCUCGACCACCAGCCAAUGCUAGUGAGGACAGUGAGUCUGAGGAGGAAGAGACACCACGCCGCAAACGACUGCCCCCAACCCCCAAGAAACAAACAGGAGUGGUGACAGUGGUGAAUGGGCACACACGCCCUGGCCCCGUGUCUCGGCCCUCGAUCCGCUUGCGUAUCACGAAGGUCCGAGCUCGCAGUGAGUCUGAUAGUCACAACAGCACCAGUAGCAGUUCUGAGUCUAGUGCCUCUUCAUCUUCCUCAUCUGGUUCCAACUCACACAACUUGGGCAGUGCAUCAGACCACAAGCGGACACGUGUGCAGCCCCAGCGUGCAGCUGUCAGUAGGAAGAGACGGCGUCCUGUUUCAGGGGACUCUGAGGAUAGCUACCGCCCUGCUCAAGCUCGGCGUCGUGUUACUAGUGGGCGGCGAAGGCAGCUGCGAGUGGGCCGGCGGACUGUGGUUAGGUACCAGGAGGACAGUGAUAGUGACCGUCGGUGUACACGCAACAAUGACAGGAGCAGGCGUCAACGCCACUGUGUACCUCCUGAUGAGAGUGAGGAAGACAGGAGAGUGCAGUAUGAUACCAGGCCAUCCCGCGCCACAAACAAGGUGCGAUACUGUGAGGCAAGUGAGGACAGUGACCACAGUGCGCGGCGCACAACGCGAGGGCGCAGGACUCACUAUGCAGAGGAUAGCCAUGCAAGCUCAGAUGAUGCUGCUGCAGUGUUGAUCAGUGUGAGUAGCCGGGGGCGUAUCAGGAAAAUGACACCUCGAGCACGAGCUGCCUUCUUACGCAGUUAGAUCAGACCAGGCCACGGCAACUACAUGUGUUUUGUUUGGUACCAAAGCAAGAGUGGGGGUGAGGGAUGAAAGUGUCCCCCCACCCAAGUUUUUGCAGUCAGGUUGGCGACAGUGAUACUCAGGGCAAACUCUGUCGCCCAGAUCUCACAUGUCAGCGGGGGUGAGGCAUUGGUGGUGUUAUCUUAUAGUUCUUAGUUGUUUUUUAUUGUUAGCACCACGGUCAUUAAGUUACUGUUUAUUUUUCCAGAUUCCAUAGAUAUGUCACAUGAAACAUCUACAUGUUUGUGACUGAAUACUAUACGUACGUUUUCCAUAA
Molecule: messenger RNA, 5740 nt
Organism: Cryptotermes secundus
Lineage: Eukaryota; Metazoa; Arthropoda; Insecta; Blattodea; Kalotermitidae
Gene: BRWD3
Product: PH-interacting protein
Exons: 29
Coding region: 127-5424 (1765 amino acids)
Biological process (GO): cytoskeleton organization; regulation of transcription by RNA polymerase II; regulation of cell shape
Cellular component (GO): nucleus
Molecular function (GO): protein binding
Source: RefSeq, a predicted model, not a curated record